Molecule: messenger RNA, 2682 nt
Organism: Colletotrichum karsti
Lineage: Eukaryota; Fungi; Ascomycota; Sordariomycetes; Glomerellales; Glomerellaceae
Exons: 3
Coding region: 1-2682 (893 amino acids)
Source: RefSeq, a predicted model, not a curated record
AUGAUCUCCCCCGCGAGACUCUUCCUCGCGCUCACCAGCCUGCUGAUCUCAGGCGUCCUCUGCCAGGACAACCUGGGCCUCAGCAACGGCUACAUCACCCUCACAACCGCAAACUUCAACCUCCAGCUCGUCCGCAACGCCCAGGUCCUCGCCUCCCUCAAACCCUCCGGCAGUGCCUUCGACUUCCUUCCCUUCGACUACCUCUCCAAGCGCGCCCGCAACGGCCAGUACCACUGGGGCGACGUCACCUUCCGCUACCGCCAGUCCGGCGCCACCGCGUGGACUAACGGCGACUCCGCCGCCGCCCGGCAGCCCGUCACCUCCGUGACCCCCGGCUCCGGCUCCGGCAUCCUCGCCUCGUCCCGCCUCGGCCCCACCCUCGCCACCGGCCCCCUCAACAUCACCCGCGACUGGCUCGACGUCUCCGGCGACCUCGGCCUGCGCUUCACCAUCCAGAACACCGGCACCGCCGCCCUCGAGAUCGGCAGCCUCGGCUUCCCCGCCGAGUUCAACUCCAUCUUCACGAACCGCCGCGCCGUCGACAUGCAGAGCGUCUGCUCCCUCUCGGACCCCUACGUCGGCAUGCACGCCGGCCAGAUCCGCGUCGCGCCCAUCCGCGGCACCGGCCCCGCCCUCGUCGUCACACCGCUCGGCGACACGCCCCUCGAGGCCUACCGCAACCUCCGCGAGACCAGCUACGCGGACACCGCCUACGGCUCCCAGACCUUUGAGGGUUUCUACGAGUGGCAGACCCUGACGAAGGCCUGGGCCGAGAACGAGUGGAAGGCCCAGACACCCUGGAACGCGCCCUCCUCCAGGACCCUCCAGCCGGGCCAGUCCCUCCAGUUCGGCGUCCGCUUCUCCGUCGCCAAGGGCGGCGUCCGCGACCUCGACGCCGCCGUCAGGGGCACCGGCACGCCCACCGCCGUCGGCGUCCCGGGCUACAUCGUCCCCCGCGGCGAGCCCGCCCAGCUCUUCCUCCAGUCCGCCGCCGCCGUCCGCUCCAUCGCCUCCGAACCCGCCGGCGCCCUGACGGUGACCCUCGUCUCGGCCGGGAAGUACACCGUCACGCCCUCCGCCACCGCCUGGGGCCGCGUCCGUCUGACCGUCACCUACGCCGACGACAAGAUCCAGACGAUCCACUACUACGUCACCAAGCCCUCCACCGAGACCGUCGCCAGCCUCGGCCGCUUCCUCACCACCUCCCAGUGGUUCACCGACACCUCGGACCCCUUCGGCCGCGCCCCCUCCGUCAUGACGUACGACUACGAGACGAGGUCCAUCGUCACGCAGGACUCGCGCGCCUGGGUCGCCGGCCUCAGCGACGAGGGCGGCGCCGGCUCCUACCUCUCCGCCUUCAUGAAACAGGCCGUCCAGCCGAGCGCGGACGAGGUCGCCAAGCUCGAGCAGUUCGUCGACGGCGUCCUCGCCAAGACGAUCCAGACCUCCGACCUCGCCGUCCGCAAGAGCAUCUUCUUCUACGAGCCCGCCGCCGUGCCGAGCUACCGCUACAGCACGUCCAUCGACUGGACCUCCUGGACGAGCUGGAACAGGGCGGCCGCGUACGCGAUCGACCGCGCCUACAACUACGUCCACGUCGCGGGCGCGUACUGGGCGCUGUACCGCGUGGCGCGGGCGUACCCGCAGCUCGUGACGAAGCACGCGUGGGACUGGUACCUCGACAGGGCGUACGGGACGGUGAUCCGGGGGAUGAGGAACGAUGUCGGGUAUAACCGCGUGGGUUUGAUGGGCGAGACGGUGUUUGGAGAGAUCCUGACGGAUUUGAUCCGCGAGGGGCAGACGACCAAGGCGAACACGCUGUCGACGAGCAUGAGGUCGCGGGCCGCGCAGUGGGAUUCCGAGGAGGUGCCGUAUGGUAGUGAGAUGGCUUGGGAUUCGACCGGUCAGGAGGGCGUGUACUACUGGACCAAAUACUUCGGUUACACCAACACCGCCGCGAAGACGGUCAACAGCGUCCUGGGUUACAUGCAGACCGUCCCCCACUGGGGCUGGAACGGCAACGCCCGACGAUACUGGGACAACAUCUACGGUGGCAAACUCCGCCGCAUCGAGCGCCAAAUCCACCACUACGGCUCCGGCCUCAACGCCCUCGUCCUCCUCUCCGCCUUCCGCUCCGCCCCGACCGACACCUACCUCCUGCGCACCGGCUACGCCGGCACCACCGGCCCCCUCUCCAACAUCAACCAGGACGGCUUCGCCGCCGCCUCCUUCCACUCCUGGCCCGACACCCUCAAGUGGGACGGCAUCAGCGGCGACUACGGCCCCGGGUUUCUCGGUCUCGCCCUCGGCUCCGGCACCUACGUCGCGCAGGACGCCGAGCUCGGCCUCGUGGCGUUCGGCGGCACGGCGAGCACGUCCGGGAGCACGGUCACGGUCGUGACGAGGGACGCGGUGCGGAGGAAGGUGUUCAUCGGGCCGUUGGGCGUGCUGGUUAGUGUCGACGCGGGGAUUAUCAGCCAGGUGAGCUACGUGACGGGGUCGAGGACCGUGUCGGUUACGUUGGCGCAGCUGGACGGUGUCCCGAAGGCCGCGAGCGCGGUCGUCUGGGCCGAGGGGGGCGGGAGCUGGAAGGUCACCGGUUCCGGCGUCGCGGCGGCGCGGGGAGGAUGGUCUGUCCCGCUCUCGUCCGCGAACGUGGUCGUCCAGCUUGCUCCCGCUUAA